Lecanosticta acicola is the source of this 667-nucleotide messenger RNA. The record is from the annotation of a GenBank genome assembly. NCBI's taxonomy places the organism in Eukaryota, Fungi, Ascomycota, Dothideomycetes, Mycosphaerellales, Mycosphaerellaceae.
AUGGUCGGUCUCGGCGGCGACGAUAUGGGCGGCCACAGGCUCUUCCGCUUCCCAAAGCCGCAGUGGAUCAAUAGCGCCAACACGCGGACAGCCGGCGUCUACGUAGCAGGCAGCCUGGUAUGAAGAACAACGCCAUAUCGCAUCGCAUCGAAUCCAAGAAGCUUCAGGCUGACAUGUUCGAAACAGUUCUGCCUCGCCCUAUUCGUCCUAAUUGAUGCCUCCGUCUACAGCAACUCCAACCUGAACGGCUCUGACCUGCAUCUCAACUUCGUCGACUGGAUCCCGGGUAUCUUCUCUUUCCUGGGAAUGGUGGUUAUCAAUAGCAUCGAUAAGACACGCUUAUCGGGAGACACAUUCGCGUACUCGGGCGAUGGAGUCGCAUGGAAAGCGCGGGUGGUCCUGUUCAUGGGCUUCGCGGCCAUGGCGGGCGGACUUGCGGGUGGAGUGACGGUGAUGGUACUGAAGUACAUCACGGAAGGCGCGACAGGGAUGUCGUUGUGGUUUGGGGUCGCGAACUUGCUCGCUAAUGCUUUGGUGAUGUUGAGGUGAGUUUGCAAGAACACUGUGCUGGCAUGGGUAUACUUGGAGCUAACCUUUACGCAGCUCGGUGGUGCUCUGGGUCAGUCAGAAUAUGGAGGACGACUAUACCUACAACCUGGCUCUUUAG